Kazachstania africana CBS 2517 is the source of this 1047-nucleotide messenger RNA. RefSeq names its product protein-histidine N-methyltransferase (gene HPM1). Gene Ontology annotation, biological process: peptidyl-histidine methylation, to form tele-methylhistidine. Gene Ontology annotation, molecular function: protein-L-histidine N-tele-methyltransferase activity. NCBI's taxonomy places the organism in Eukaryota, Fungi, Ascomycota, Saccharomycetes, Saccharomycetales, Saccharomycetaceae. The transcript has a single exon. The record is from RefSeq and is a predicted model, not a curated record. Bases 1 to 1047 code for a protein of 348 amino acids.
AUGAGUUUCUCCUUUGGUUUCACUUCUGAGGAUUUCGAAGAUGACGUGUUAGUCGAUUCAAAUGGUACUGUACAGAAUGACAACACACAGGCUGAUAUAAAUCCUUUAGACAAUCCGAGACUCUUGGAUUCUGAGAUAUUUCAACCAAAAGUGGAGAGUCUAGAAGAAUAUCUGCAAUCAUUGAGAAAUGUUAGAUUAACGUUCGAAAAGAUAUUAACUCCAGAAACUCAAACUGCUCUAUACAGACGUGAACUAUUCGAUAUAAAGCAUCAAUUGAUGUCUGAAAAUGAUGACGGAAAUAACGAACUAGAUAUUCUUCUGAAAGAAGAUCUCAGGAAAAACGUAUAUGAAGGUGGGCUAAAAUCAUGGGAAUGCUCUCUUGACUUGGUUGAUUCAUUGAAGACCAACAAUGCUGAAUUUCAAGACACUGUAAUCGACCUGGGAUGUGGUACUGCAUUACCGUCUGAAUGUAUAUUCAGCCAAUACUUAGAAAAUGACUGGGCCCCCGGUUUAAAUCUCAUUUUAACUGAUUACAAUUCAAGUGUCCUGCGUUUGGCAAGUUUACCAAAUCUCAUCAUUGCCUGGGCAAAAAUCUGUCUUUCUUCAGAACAAUGGAUGAAUUUACAAAGAGCCAAUGAUGAAACCAUACCAAUUGUAGACGAUGAACUGUUAUUAACAGAGCAAUUGUUGGACCUAUUUUAUGAAGACUUGGGAAAGAGAAACAUUAAAAUAAACUUGGUAUCUGGUACUUGGGGUCGUAGCUUCCUCAAUGUGGUAGAUAACCUCCUCAAAAACACCAAGCAACUCUUGGUAUUGAGUUCUGAAACUAUUUACCAGCCAGAAAAUCUGAAUGUCAUUGCUGAAACAAUGAUAUACUAUAAACAAACCUACCAAGCUUCUCAAAUACUGCUGUCGGCUAAGGAUAUCUAUUUCGGAGUUGGUGGUAGUGUGGUCGAAUUUGAAAGAUAUUUAACUUCCAAAAAUGUUAGCUUCCAAACAUUCAAAGUAAGAGCUGGUCUUAAGAGAUCAAUCGUAAUUAUUAAUUGA